This is a messenger RNA of Angiostrongylus costaricensis, 267 nucleotides long. NCBI's taxonomy places the organism in Eukaryota, Metazoa, Nematoda, Chromadorea, Rhabditida, Metastrongylidae. The record is from the annotation of a GenBank genome assembly.
AUGAGUGGCUUUAAUAAAUUUGAAAGCUCAGAUCAUCUCAAUACACCGAACAAUCCACAUCCAGGAAAGCUCUUCAACCGUCAACACGGUCCUGAGAUCUCCCGCGGACUGAAAAUUGACUACAAAGUCAAGGCAAAUUUUCAAAGCUGUGAAUCGGGCGACCGCAUGAUCAAUAGUAAAACCUCAAUCUCCAACAAGAAAUGGUAUUUAUUGAUUGCAGAAUUUUAUCCAUGCAGGGUAAAUAGGUUAUGGCCUCAAAUUUCUUAA